Molecule: messenger RNA, 1122 nt
Organism: Trematomus bernacchii (emerald rockcod)
Lineage: Eukaryota; Metazoa; Chordata; Actinopteri; Perciformes; Nototheniidae
Gene: cunh22orf39
Product: chromosome unknown C22orf39 homolog
Exons: 3
Coding region: 51-380 (109 amino acids)
Source: RefSeq, a predicted model, not a curated record
ACGAAAUCGAACCGGAAGUAUAUAUUCUGUGUUAGCUAGCCCAGCUAGCAAUGGAUCGACCUGCAAAAGCAGAGUGGAGGCCGCCCCGAGCCUGUGAUAACUACUGGGAGGAAUUCAAACAUUGUGUAAGCUGGGGUAAUGGUUUUCACCACUAUUACACCUACGGUACCGUUCCAUCCUGCCAGCAGUGGAAAAAUGACUACAAUGACUGCAGAGAGUGGGAGGAACGCAGAAGCGCCGAGGCUAAGGAAGCCUUGCUGAAGAGUGAGCGGGACAGAGUGGCAGAACAGGGAAACUUCACCCCAGUGUGGGAACUGAGGAAAGAACCCCCCGGAGACUGGCACCUGCCCCUAAACCAGGAAAAGCCUCAGGACUCCUGAACUGUACCUAUCAACCUCCUGUCUCGGUCCCAUGGCAACCAAGGUUCGUUUCGAACCACGUGCGGGAGAGACUGUUCAUCACUCUACUGUCUCAGUAGAUGCUGCUGUAUGGACACAGAUGUGUCAACGGCAGCCUCUCAUGGUCAAUUGUGAUAAGUGUCCAUUCAACUAGAUAAUAACUGAUCUCUGCUAAAUCAGUGUUGGGAUGUUCCUGUCAUUAGUACUACAUUUUCCAAAGCUUGUUUUAACUGAAUCACAAACUCUGACUGCACUAACAGACCCACCAUAAAGACAUUUAAAAAUUAGUCGCCUUGUUUUCAGGUUUAGAAAAGUGUAAGGAAAAAAGGUGAGUAACGGGUCUAAUCAUGCUAUGGAUACAUUCACAAGAUUUAAUAUAUUCCAUCCAAGUUAAGAAUGACCUGGGUAGUGAUGCUGCUCUAUAGUGUACUAACACUUUUGAUGGCAUCUGACCGGAGAGUUGGCCCUAGUUACCCUACCAACACUUCUCAAAAGCACUGUAUUCUUUUACUUGCUGUAGAUACUCCUCCAUAAUGAACACAUUAUAUACUGUACAAAAUGUAUGUAUUAUUGACUUUAUUCAGCUUUUCUGUUCAACCCAUAUGGAGUUUAGCAUUAGCAGUUUUCUACCAUGUGUAUUUGGUUAUAGUUUUAUCAUGACAUGACACAAACUGCUGAAAAUUAUUCUGAACAAAUUGGAUCAAUAAAAAACAUGUUUACUUUA